Messenger RNA from Pedinophyceae sp. YPF-701, 8547 nucleotides. The record is from the annotation of a GenBank genome assembly. NCBI's taxonomy places the organism in Eukaryota, Viridiplantae, Chlorophyta, Pedinophyceae.
AUGGUCUGGCCGGACACAAUACGGGCGUCGGUUCAGGCCGCAGUUGAGGGCCAAGAGAUCGCUUUGCUGGAGCGAGCAUUUCAGUGCCUCAAAGAAGCUCUACAGGGCCGAGUGGGAACGGAACGGCCCCAGCGCGACCUGAUAAUCCAUUGCGCCGAAGCGGCCAUCGGGCUCGAGGCGCAAGAGAUUGCCUCGGAAGCUUUGCACGUAUUUGACGCAGAGUCGAGCCAUGUUGAAGAUGAGGAUGGAAAGGCACUGCUCAUGCAGUGCAAAGACCAGUUCUGGGUGCGGAGCAUGUACGCCCGCGGACUUCUCAAGGCCCUUUCGACGCGUCGUGCCAAGGGCCAGGAGCUCGUCGACAGCACGCUUCAGGCCGCGAACCUGAUCAUGGCCGGCAUGCGCCAAGCAGGCACUAACCCCCGUUACAAAUUCCUGGUCUACAACGGGUCCGUGCACUUUUGGCACUGUUCGUGGCCCCUGCAUCGAGCAGGCCUGCGCCAUCAUGUCCUCGCUAUGACGAAGGAGUGCUGCGCGCUGCUGCAGUCGGUGGCAGGGACCAGCGAGUGGCGUGCAAAGCUGCUCCUGGCACUCGCGCGGUGCCUUGCCGAGGCGGAACAGGCGGAAGAAGCCGUCAAGGUGUUGGAAGAAGCACGUGUGCUACUCGCAGGGGUCCUGCCGCCUCCUCCGCCGAAACUGGAAGACAUUGCCAAGGAGAUGAAGAAGAAAGGCGGCGACAAGGACAAAGGGGCCACGAACGCAGCAGUGGAAAGGGCGGCGAUGCUCGCUGCCGCAGAGGCUGCGGCAGCAGCGGCAGCCGACCCCGCGGUCGCACGUGCGAAGCACUUGAUGCACGAGGUGGUGGCAACCAAGGCGCACCUGAUGAUCCGCAUGGGCAAGGCGAAAGACGCAGUGCCGGUGGACGACAAAACCGAGGAUGUCAUCAAAGCGGUGGCCUGUCUGCAGUCGGUCCGCAGCUCUCCGGAGAUGAGUGUGGAGGAAGUGGAGCAACAGCUGCAACGAGCGUGGGGCUACGUGGACGCCGAGGUGGACCAGCCUCCGCAGCUGGCGAAUCUCGCCGUGAUUGCUGCUGUGUCCUGGGUGGCAGCGAUGCGUGGCGCGCUGCUCCUCGCCGAAGAGACGUCGCGACGCGCACAGAGUUCGCAGGAGGUGCUAGUCAGGUGCCGUGCAGAGCUUUCCGGCGUGCUGGUGCGCCUGCGAAAGCUGGAGAGCGCCAAGGGCGACAAGCUGACUGAAGAAAAUAUCAAGGGGCGUUGCGCCGUGCUCGCUGCGACAGACCAGCUGUGCUCGCAGUUUUUGCGCAUGGGGGACCCAACGGGGGUGCAGGACUGCGCGAUCCUCGUGUGGAACGCCUCCCUGCCGCUGCUCCAGCACAACCUCCAUCAUCACGUGCGCAAGCCGUUUCUCGCGGCGUCACGAGCGCUCGCGGCCAUCCAGUCGCCACUCAAUCGCCUGCGCGCACAGCUACACUUGGAAGUGGCCAAGUUGGACAUGGAGGACGACGCGCCGAUCAAAGCGUUGGAACAAGCAAAUGCUGGCCUCGCGCUCGACUACCAGGCGGAUGAUGGCGAAAAGGCCCGCACCGGUCUUGAGCGCCCCCUGGAUCGCUUCUUGGAACCCAUCAGGCGUAGUUUGUACUUGAAAACCACCAUCCAAGAGGAGGGCGGUACGCUGGAGGAACUCGUCAUCGUGCUCGUCGAGCGCGCGAAGGACGUCAAGGGACUUUCUGCGAAGCAGGACCUCUUAGAGCGCGCAAUCAAUCUGUACCGGGACCUCGAUGUGCCUGUGGUUCAGUACAAGGAGGGUCAGCGGGCUACCGACGCCCUCCUGGAAGCCAGGCAGCAGUGCGGCGUGUGGCUGUCGAUUCUGCAUGUGGCGUGGGCGGCCCGCCUUCAUCGCCCUGUUCUCCUCGCGGCACCGUACGUGCUCGCCUUCCGAUGGGACCCGGAGCGGGACUGGGAGCUCGCAGCACAACAGGCUGAGGCGUGCUACAUCGAGGCCGAAGCUGGUGUCCUGGCGCUGCGUGCUGAGGGACUUUCUUUGAAGACCCCUGUUCAGGCUGCCGCUGCUGCCGCGGAAAGCGCCGGCCGCAUGGCGCGCCUCGAGACGAUGAGGGGCAUCGGACAGGGGCGCGGUGCCCAAGUUCGGCCCGCGGCCUUGACGCGCGACGCCAUCUGGGCGCGCAUUCCGGAAUCCAUCGCACAGGGGAUGGACCUGGCGGCCGGGGCGAACCAGCCGUGGCUGGUCAUCAACGGCGGCAUCUACACGUGGCAGCUGUACAAGGACGCAAUCCAGGAGCGAAGGUACAACGAGCUCGAGCCCGUGGUCGGGCCGGUUUUCGAGCGGCUGAUGCGAGCGUCGGACUCGUCUCCGGGAGCCCUGAAUCUGCGUCUCGCGUGCCUGCUCGGAGCGGUGUACUGCUCGGCGCUGGAGCACACGUUCCUCGUGAAGAAGUACAAGGAAAGCGGAGAGAGGGAGCAGAAGCGCCCACCAUCUCGUCUUCCCAACGCGAAGGCCGGCGAUGGCGGCGACAGCGGAGCUACAGCAGCCGCCGUCCUGCCCUCCCGACGCGCUGAAGCUCCAAGCCACCAGCAGCUGCUGGCCAUGGCAGCACAACACGGAUGGCUCGCGGAGAACGACCCGGGCAUCGAGGCUGCCAUCAUUGCGUGCGAGAAGGUCAUGUCGUGUCUGGGCAAGGCGGCCCCCGAGCGUGUGUUUGUCGAAGCGUAUUGUCGCGUGCGCUCUCUCGCCGGACGUCCUAUGAAGAUGGACGGAGUCGGGGAGACGGCCGCGGAGAAGAGUAAGGGCGCCAAGCAGGCAAAGGGCGCCCCCGCCGCCGAGGACGACGCUGAUGACGGGAGCGUGAAGAUGAUGGCGGCACGGGUGGUAACCGCAAUUGGAAUUUUGGAGAGCAACGAGUUCAACAGGGUUGAGAAGGGAUCUGCCUUGACGCGCGGAGCGGGAGCUCUGGUCGAAAUGGAGCGGCAACAAGGCCACUCCGACGUCGAGAUGUGGGCGAAGCUCGCUAGGGCGGCACAGGGGGCGAACAUGCACUCAGAAGCCGUGCAGUGCGCGAAGCACGUCACUGCAGCACUUCUUGGCAAGAAGGAUCCACAGGAGAUCGACCUCAUCGAAGACGCCCCCGAGAUCAAGUCUGGGCACACGUGGUACUGGCUGUCGGUUUGUCAGAACGUGCUCAGCUCAUCCGUCCUCGGCUUGAUUGAGCCCACACAAGACAGCAUCAUGCAGGCUCGGCUGAAGAGGAUGGCCAUCAAUCACGCUGUUGCCAGCGCAAAAUUUGCAUCAUUCUGUGGACGCAAGGACCUGGCCAACGCAGCGGCGCGGCUGCUGUGGAACGCGUCCGUGGACUUUAUGAACAUGAACGUCACGCGGCGAACACUUGCCAUCCCCUUUUCAGAGGUGUCGUCGGUGCUAGCAUCCAUGGGGAUCGUCGAUCCGGACUUCGGCGUGAAGUUCUACCUGGCACUCUCUGAUUUCAUGAACGAGAACCAGCGAUUCGCGGACGGCCUCAUGUACUGCGAGGAAGCGCUGCGGAUUCUUCCAACGGACCAUCACUGGCAGCUGCUGGAAUGGAAGGUUCUGUUUGCAUCCAAGCUGGGGAGGGACGUCGAGGGAGAGAUCCUCCGCAUCGCAAGCUACCCACCGGAGACACAGGCGCGAGUCUGGUACACGCUGGCUGUCGAGAGCCGGAGCGCAGAGGACCAGACGCGCGGGCGCAAGAAGGCAGCGGAGGUGCUGAAGGAAAAACCGUGGAUGCAGGCGGAGUACAUCAUGGAGCUGGCCGAGUUCGUCUUGUACCAGGAGAAUAACCUAGACGAGGCCAGGCAACUCCUAAACAAGGCCGUGCGCAUGGUGGUCCGCUCCGACGACAGCGGGCAGCUUAAGCGCAUGCAGCUCCUUCAGCGGCCAGCACAGCUAGCGCAGCCCACGGGAGGAGCGAUCGGCGUGCAUGGUGAGCUGCGGCGGACACUUGCAGCAAUGACCAGCGCGGUGGCCACGGGUGCACAGCCACAUGCGAUCCUCGACCAGCAGCUGGUGGCAUCUGUUGGUGGUCCCGUGCUCGAUGGGCGUCCGGGGGCAUCGAUUGAGCCCUCGAAUCUCGAGAGUCUGGAGAGUGCAGAGAGCGACCUCAAGCUCUCGGAGGCGAUGCUGGCAGGGCUGCGUAGUCGCGACAACAUGUCGAACGCCGCAUUGCCGCCCUCCACGUACGCACCGACCGAGCUCGGGGCGGCGAGUCAGGCUGCAGCUCGCAGUGCUGCAGGAGGCGCAGCCACCACGGCGGGACGAUUCGCGCCGGGUGGGGCGAUGAGCAUGAUUGCUGGCGCCGCGGCGGGCCGUGUCGCGAUGACUGUUGCGCCCUCACUGGGGCAGCGCGCCGCCACGGCCACGCUUGCGGGCGGGUCAGACCGUGGGUCAGAUGACUUGUCGCGAUUGGUGGUGCGGCGUGAGCCAAAGACGGCACUGCUGACGGUGCACACCUUGGAAACUCUUCUCCGCUCACAGACGUUGCUUCUGGCAGCCGCGGCGACGUUUCCAGAACGGGCUCUCCUCGCACAAGCGGCGCAGAAUGUCGCAACUCUCCUUUUGCGGAAGAUGUUGGACGGCAUCAAUGAAGGCACUGCGCAGAUGCACGAGCUGCAGCACGAGCACGUGCCCCUAGACCAGACCCCCGACCCCCCUUAUGUGCCGUUCUGGGACGACAAUCUGAGCUGGGCGAACUUCACGGGCCUGCCCCCGUACGUGGUGGAUGUCGUACGCGCCGACAGCCGCGAGAAGCCCGAGGCGGCCCGGGCGGUGGAGCUCGCGCGCCCGCAGCUGGUCCUGACCUUUGUUUCGUACCUCAUCGACCAGCUCAUCGACUUGGCCCUGCCGCAGCAUGGCCUCCCGCUGUGUGCACUGCAUCACCUCGCGGGCAUUCAAGGCCAUCCGAGCCACGCCGUGCACCGUUCGGCCUUUCUGCGCAUGCACAUUCUGCUCGACUCCCUCGGAAUGGGCAGUGCCGCGGAGGAGGCGCUGACGCGCGCGGGCGACCUGUCCAUCACGCAGGAAGAGAAGGCUGCCUGUCAAGACGAUCUUCAGCACCAGGCCAUGUCUGGCGCCCUCGACGCAGCGCAGGGAUCGUCAAAGGCCGCCGCCAGUCUGGGCUUCCGCCCUCGCUCACCACCGCUUUCGAAGUCAGGCAGCAGCGGGUCGCUCUCCACGCUGGCUGAGCGGGCAUCGAGCAGCGGGUCGGCCUCCGGCGCGGGCCUCGUACGGCAGUCGAGCCUGCGCUCCAUGGAGCUGCAGAAGCUCGAAGCAGACAUGCGUGCCAUCGAGCGGGCGCAGGGCGUCGGCGACGUGGUGCGAGUGCUCGAACCGAUGACGGUGCACGACGUGUGGCUGCUGCGCGUGCGACACCUCGUUCAACGCGCGCAGUAUGGCCCGGCCAUUGAGAUCCUGCGCGAAGCCCUGGCUCACGCGGAGGCGUUUGGCGCCCAUUAUGGCGUGGCUUGGUGCCACGUGCAUGCUGCACGCAUGGAGGUCCUGGCCAACAACAAGAACUCGGCAUUAGAGCAUCUUCGGAGCGCGAUCCACAUAGGAGGGGGGCUGCUCUUGUGGCACGAGCUCAGCGUGACAGCUGGAGAGGCGCUCCUGAUGGACGCUACGGCACCUGGACAGAAUCCUGCGCAAGAGGCUUCCGAGUUCCUUGAAAGCGUGAUCGGAAUUUUCUCGCGCCUUCGCAAAGAGCGUCCGGAGUGCGACUGGCAUGUCGCGCGCAUUCUGGGCGACCUGCUGCUCGUCAAGGCAUCAGUGUCUGAAAAGCGUAUAGAGGAAGGCCGGCGAUCCCUGGUGCCCAUCGACUGUUCGCUGCAUUUCAACACGGGUCUGCAAAGCCUUCAGACGGCCGUCCACGUGUACAAGCCCAGCGGGGCGUCUCCGCAGCUGGUGUCGACACUGCUCAAGUUUGCCCGGUACCUGAUGGACGGUGGCACGGUGCCGGGGCGAUCGCUUGACGAGGACCCACGGCCGCGGCUCCGACAAGCGCUGAUGGCGAUCCGCGAGGCAGAGCAAGCGGCACGCGUCCUCCAUGUAGCCUUCUCCCCGACGUUGCAGUGCUCCACAUUGUCACCGCUCGCAUGCUCACCGGUGACGCGCCAGCUCGCCGAGGUCCGGUCGCUGGAAGCGCUUGUCGAGGUCGAGGUUGGGACGCUGACAAGGCUGCACGCGGAGGGCGACCGCCGCACAGCGCGCGCAAAGUUCCCUCGAAGCGCAGCUUCAGGAGCCGAUGAUGCUGCAAUCGAGGAGUGGCUGGACACGAACAGCUCGCAUCGCCGCGACGCGGGCCUGCCAAACUUCCAAAAGGCACUGAGCAUGGCUUCGAGUGCAGUGCACCUGGCCGGCCACUCGCACCCCCGUGCGCAUGCCGAGGCCUUAUUUGCGCAAGGCAUGGCACUUUACGUGCUCUACCAGCGCCAGGACGCCAUGAUCAUGCAGGCCGAGCUUGGUGAAGCGCGGGAACGAAAGCGCGAAGGAACCUCACGGGUCGCGGCGCAGAUGGCAGCCUCCGGCACGGGUGUCGUGCCUCCCGGCGUUUCACAACGCAUGGCCGAGGCAGACGCAGCCAGACAACAGGCGAUGGGGUACCUUGCCAAAUCGCGGCGGAACCUCGAAGCGUCGAUCAGCGAGGCCGUUGAAUGCCGGCAUCUCGAGCUGGGCCGACGCGGUUGCGAGGCAUUGGUCGACCUGCACAAAUCGCAGGGGGAAAACGUCGAAGCCUUUUCUUGGCUUCUUCAGGCGCAGUCGUUCCGCGCAGUCCAGGAGCUGGAAGGCUUGUACAGGUCCGCGUCUUCGCCACAAGCUCUUGAGAACUUGAAGUUGCGGCAGCGCGAUGCCCUGGAGAAAAACGUGGUGUGUCUGAAGCAAUCGCGAUACUACAACAAGACGCUCUCGGACCUCCGCGGUCUCUCGCCGAUGGCGGGCCUGCUCGAUGUGUCGCAACCCGUCAGCACGGCGCUGGCGGCGGCGCCAGAGGACCACGCCAUCCUGUGCAUGUAUCUCUCUGUGGAUGGCCGGCACAUGUACCUCGGUCUCCGGCUGCCCGGACCAGAGUACACGUGCUGCAUUUGUCAUGCGCGGGUCGAUCCGUCGUCUCUUCAGGACAUGGUGGCGAACUUCAAGCACUUCCAGCGGUUCGCAAACGACACGUUCGUCCAGGCCCGUAAUUUGCGGCAGCCUCCUGCCGUCCCUAUGGAGCUCGUCAUCGACCAUUUCCUGCGCCCUGAGUGGGACAAGGUCAUGUCUGGCCUCAAUGCAGUCCUGACACCGUUCAUAGCAAUGCUGCUAUCUGACUUGCCCGAAGAGGUCAUUGACCGUGUUCGAGAGCCACAAAGCGAAGAUGAGGACCAGAGCCCUCUCGAGCACGUGUCUGCGGGAGUGAAGACCGCGGAGGCUGCUGUGAAAAGCGCACGCAGUGGAGCGGAUGCUCUGGCGCAGGGCAAAGGCGGCAGGAGCAGGUCGUCGCAGGAGCAGAUGCAGACGGCAGAGGCGCAAGCGAAACAGGCCGACGCGGAGCUGCAUGCUGCGCAAGAGCGAUUGGAAGAGGCCGAGGGCAGGAAGAAGCCAGUGCAGUGGGAGAAGAUCCUUGCAGACCAGCCACUGCUGCUUCUGCUUGAUCCGCAGAUUGGCAGUCUUCCGAUCGAGCAGCUCUCGCUCGUGGCUGGUGCGGCGUCUGUCGGCCGGGACUUCUCGAUGCACUUCCUGUGCAAUCGGCUUGCUCUUGCGGCAAGACAGGCUGGAGGGUCGCCUGCGCCUCAAGAGACGAAGGGCGCGAAAAGUGCACCGGCCCCGCCGGCUGCGGGGGGUGGGACGGAGAUUGAUCUGGGCAAGGCGGCGACCUUCGCACUUUCUGCGCUGACCUACAUCGUGGACUUGCGCGCUGAGGACGAUCCAGGUGCGUUCGAGGGCCGCGCUUCGAAGGAUCUCAUCGCAGAGUUCUCGGAGGCGUACCUCCCGAACGUCGGAAAGUCCUGGGAGGGCGUCAUGGGCGGAGGAUCGAAGGUUGCCGGCGAGGACGAAUGUCUUGCACUCAUGGAGUCGGCCAAGGCGCUGCUGUAUCUGGGCAUGGGCCGCUUCGCUGCCUUCGUGUCUCCGCGCGCGUACUCCAGCAUCGACAUGAAAGGCUGUCGCCUGGCGAUCAUGGUCGGGGGAGUGGUCAACGAAGAGCUCGAUCGUCGGCAGGGCGCCCUGGAUGUGCGCAAGUUGCCGUGGGAGUUGGCAUCGGAGUCACCGUACGAGACGGCAGCCAUCCUGUCGCUCCGUGGCGUGACGACGGUGGUAACCAACAUGUGCACAGCACACCCCGACGUCAACGUGCACGUGCUGAAAGUCCUGCACGACAUGCAGGACCGUGGGGCCGGGGACGUGGGGCGCGCACUGCGGGCGCGUCUGCACACCUGUCCACCAGGUGCACCGCAUUCAAACAGCAACUUCGCCAUCUACGGCUGUCCCUUCCUGAAGCCUGAUGCUUAG